AUGAGCCGCCGCGUGGUGCGCCAGAGCAAGUUCCGGCACGUCUUCGGGCAGCCGGUGAAGGCUGACCAGAUGUACGAGGACAUCCGUGUCUCCAAGGUGACGUGGGACAGCUCCUUCUGUGCCGUCAACCCCAAGUUUGUGGCCAUCAUCGUGGAGUCCGGCGGCGGGGGGGCCUUCAUCGUCCUGCCCCUCGCCAAGACGGGACGGGUGGACAAGAACCACCCGCUGGUGACGGGGCACACAGCGCCCGUGCUGGACAUCGACUGGUGUCCCCACAAUGACAACGUCAUCGCCAGCGCCUCCGAGGACACCACCGUCAUGGUGUGGCAGAUCCCCGACUACGUCCCCGUCCGCAACGUCACGGAGCCAGUGGUGACGCUGGAGGGACACUCCAAGCGGGUGGGCAUCAUCUCGUGGCACCCCACCGCCCGCAACGUCCUGCUCAGCGCAGGCUGUGACAACCUGGUGAUCCUCUGGAACGUGGGCACGGGGGAGAUGCUGCUGGUGCUGGAGGACAUGCACACUGACCUCAUCUACAACGUGGGCUGGAACCGCAACGGCAGCCUCCUCGUCACCACCUGCAAGGACAAGAAGGUCCGCGUCAUCGACCCUCGCAAGCAGCAGGUCGUGGCGGGGAGGGGCCCCGCCCUGUCCCCCCACCCACCCCCCCGUCCCCGCAGUGUGCCGUGGCUAACGCGUGUGACUAACCGGGAUGGGGGUUUUGGGGCUGCCGCUCACCCUCCCACCACCGCUCUGGCCCCGCAGAAAAACUUUGAGGAGCCCAUCGCCCUGCAGGAGAUGGACACAAGCAAUGGGGUCCUGCUGCCCUUCUAUGACCCCGACUCCAGCAUUGUCUACCUCUGUGGGAAGGGGGACAGCAGCAUCCGAUAUUUUGAGAUCACGGAUGAGGCACCCUACGUGCACUACCUGAACACCUACAGUAGCAAGGAGCCGCAGCGGGGCAUGGGCUUCAUGCCCAAGCGCGGGCUGGAUGUCAGCAAGUGCGAGAUUGCCAGGUUUUUCAAGCUGCAUGAGCGCAAGUGCGAGCCCAUCGUCAUGACGGUGCCGCGCAAGUCAGACCUCUUCCAGGACGACCUGUACCCCGACACGCCGGGCCCCGAGCCGGCCCUGGAGGCGGACGAGUGGCUGUCAGGGAAGGAUGCGGAGCCCAUCCUCAUCUCGCUGCGGGACGGCUACGUCCCCGUCAAGAACCGGGAGCUGAAGGUGGUCAAGAAGAACAUCCUGGACAGCAAGCCCCCCCCGGGCCGCCGCCACAGCCACUCCACCUGCAAUCCCGACUUCUCUGUGAGUCCAGCCUUGGAGGAGGUGCUGGAGGAGAUCCGUGCCCUGAAGGAGACGGUCCAAGCACAGGAGAAGCGCAUCUCCGACCUGGAGAACAAACUCUGCCAGUUCACCAACGGCACGGACUAG
Messenger RNA from Nipponia nippon (crested ibis), 1431 nucleotides. The record is from RefSeq and is a predicted model, not a curated record. Lineage: Eukaryota; Metazoa; Chordata; Aves; Pelecaniformes; Threskiornithidae.